Molecule: messenger RNA, 3092 nt
Organism: Dermacentor albipictus
Lineage: Eukaryota; Metazoa; Arthropoda; Arachnida; Ixodida; Ixodidae
Source: RefSeq, a predicted model, not a curated record
GCCACUGUGCGGUGGCCACGAGAAACGAUUUGGCAGGCGUCGCUCUCGCCGCGACAGACAGCCGCCGCACGCGAGACACGUGUGCAAGCAAGCAGCGUGUGAGUGAAAACCGCAACAACGUGUGCGCACAGUUUGUCGCCGUCCGCUAGCCAUGGAGCCCGCUGGUGACUGCUUUGUACCUGGAGGUUUCUUCAGCGUGACGAACGGCUGGAAAAAGCGCUUCGGUAACGUCAAAAUACCCACGGAAGCGCAGCUCGAAAAACACAUGGUGUCGAGCGGAGCGCGCUUCGCGCGACAGCAAAUGAAAGGAACGAUGUUCCAAGAAGAAGGAUACGUGCGCAACGUCAUGUACAACGACGUGUCAGCAGAAUCCACGUGCGGACUUUUGCGUAGUAUCUGCCUACCGUCAAUGAAAGGCGGCUAUUACAUCGUGCACGCCGCGAUUUCCAAGGCGUCGGGCUCCAUCCUGGCUGGUCAUUGCCUCUGCCCCGCAGGCCUGAGCGGCACAUGCCAACAUUUUGUUGGGUUAAUCCUUCAUGCCAUUCACUUGGCGCAAAAGGAUGCGGCAACGUGCACGGAAGUUCCAUGUGCUUGGAUUGUUCCUGCCCAAGUCAAAAAGCAUGAGCCACCUCUGCCUCUGCAAGACAUCACUUUUCACACAAGGAAACAUGAAGGUGCGAAAAGGCGGCGGUUUGAUCCACUGCCAGGGCUCUCACCGAGUGACCCAUCUCUGCUUGCUGCCGAUCUCGAAAAGGUGGCAGCAAACUGCCUGCUUCUCCAUUAUAUGAGCAAAGAAAACUCAGGAGAAUCACUUCACUAUAUUCCAGGAUGAACACAGUCCCAGUGAAGUGGCACCAGAAGCUUCAGACACUCCACUGGUCCCAGACAUUGAAGACAUCCACAGUGAGACCUGUCAAAGACUCAUACAAGAGAGGUUUGAUGGUAAGAAAGUCCACUUCCUUGUUUAUUACUUUUUUCGCAACUUUUUGUCUUGGCACGUGUCAUUCUGAGGCUGUCUCAUUUAUAUAAGAAUGCCCACCUAUGUCUCUGGGCAUCACCUUCACAAGUAUCCCACUGAGCAGCAGAUAAUGCAGCAGUCACUUUUAGACUUAGUGUCUUGUCAUUUCUUAACUUUUACAGGGCUGUCGCAUAACUCGAUGUGUGUGAGCACCCACAGGGUCCUCAAACAUAUCUGCUUCAUCUAUGGCAUGUUUGUGAAGCACUGUGUGAAUGUAUAAUGGAUGUUCCUUUAGCAUGAGUCCAUCACCUGGAUUCAUGCACGGCAUUUGUCAUAUAUAUAUGUUGACUGUGUUUUAGCAGAGCAUGGAAUUGAAAGCAUGCACAUUUGUCUUGCUCUUCUUGUUUUUAGGCAUGUUUAAAUACUUGCAAUACUGAACCAACUCUACGAUUUAGCUAUGUUGACCAGCAUAAUUAGCGAAAAAAAAAUAAAACAUAAUGAGCACAUGCAAGUUACAAGCUGCAGAAAAAUUCUUAUGUCACUGUGAAAGUAAGCUGUACAAUUUUGUAGGAGAUUAGUAUCUACCUACAUUUUAAUCGUUGCAAUAUGCAGUUGUGUCAUUUGACACAACCUAAGUACUUUCGCCUCUUUGAGUAGGCCUGUAGGGGUUUCUUUGUAGGAGUAAAUAAAAGCUAACCUAAUGGUAUUAAGUUUCUGACAAGUGAUUCAACAUAAAAGAAAGUAAGGCGUGCAAACACCAACAAGAGAACUAGACAACAUGGCAUUUACUUAGUUUGGUUCUCUUGUAUCCAUGUUUGCAUGCGUUACUUUCUUUUAGUGCGAUUCGCUACCAACUAGCUGAACUUUCUCUCAUUUUAAGCUUCAUUUCUAGUACACUUAGCUCCUAUCUGCAGUGUUUGUGUUGUCUGGUUCUCUUGUGUCCAUGUUUGCACCCCUUACUUCCUUCCACGAUGAAUCCCCACCAAAUAGCUCAACAUUGCCAUGACAAGUGAUGCUUUGUUGACGUCAUGCUACUUCUCAUUGCUUUAAUACAAUGUAAUGCUUGCUGUACGACUUGUAAAACGGAUUCUAAACCUAUAAAUUAACAAUACUGUGUUUUUUGCAGCUAUACAGGCCCUCUCGGUGGACAGCAGAGCAGUUCUCGAGUCAACGAUUGGACAGGCCGCAAAUCCAACCUGGCACAUGGAGCGGAUUGGUCGGCUAACUGCCUCAAUGUUUAAAAGAAUUGUGUGGUGUUUGUGUAGCUCUGCGAACAUUAGUUGCAUGUUUUGUGCUAACUGUUGCAGCGUUAACGAAUGAGUGCUGGAGGCGGUACUUUGUUGCAGUGAUGUUUGUGGUGGUGAUUUGGAAGUGUGGUCCGCAAUUUGUAUGGGUUGCUGUGAUGUGCUGUUGUUUGCCGUGUGCUUAAAAGCUUCAAACUCGGCUCGUAGCUCGGCUAAACUGUUUCGAAGUAUUUUGUUUUCUAUGGCAAAAUGAAAAGAAAUAGCAUGGCCUAAGCAAAUUGUGUAGCAUUGGUGAUAACUAUAGCCGUUACGUCUAUAGACAUAACAAAAUAAAUGUGCAGUGUACAUGGAAGAUAACUGAAAAAGCAGUAUCAUUUAUUUAGAGAUGGAAAAUACAAAUUUCCUCAGAAGGUAGCACAGUAGACAGCGUCGUCGUAAGUACACGUGAUAUAGUAUGAGAGUACACUGUUGUUACACAGUCUGGUCUCUUCUGGUCAUAAGCAUGGUAAAGGAGGCUCAUUUGAAGUAGAGAUGUGCGAGCUGGCUACUUGUUCUCAUUAUUGAUUGAAAUGAUUGGCUGUAGAAAAUUGCACAAAAAGGCGCAAGUCCUAAAAAUGCUGUCAAUAAUGUCGAGCAUGUUGAUUGGCAGUGGUUUGUCUAAAAAAUGAAAUUCUUUGAUACGUCUUAUGACUCGCUCAACAUGGAUCCUAGCGCCAGCUAUUUUUCGGGUGGCAAUCACGUCACUAGCUGACAAUUGGUUCCCCAUUUUAAAUGGUGGCAUGUGGAUUUGAAUAGAUGGUGGAAAAACGCCCUCCAAUCUAAAGCCUUUGUCGACCAUCACACCGUCCCCUGCAUCUAAUAAACCCAGUAGGCCCGAUUUUUCGACAACU